CCUAAUCUCUUUUAUAUAAAAGAACAUCCACCUCUCAUUCUUUACUUUUUAUUUUCGUUCAGUUCUAUCGUUCCAACUUCUUCUUUAUUCUUUCUUCUUUGUAGUUUGGUCCGAAGGACUCAUCCACUAGCUUCCGGUGUUAUUUUCCGCCUCCUUAGCCGAUGGUUCUCAUUAUCCGCCUUAGCCGAUGGCCUUAUUCCGCCGCAGCCGAUUGGUAUCCCCUGUCGCCGCAGCCGAUUGGUAUCCUGCCACUCGCCGCAGCCGAUUGGUAUCCCCUGUCGCCGCAGCCGAUUGGUAUCUCCUGCCACUCGACGCAGCCGAUUGGUAUCCUACCACUUGCCGCAGUCGAUUGGUAUCCCAUGUCGCCGCAGCCGAUUGGUAUCCUGCCACUCGCCGCAGCCGAUUGGUAUCCUGCCACUGUAUACGGUUGUCCUAUUACACCACCUUAUUGUAUAAGAUUCUCAAAGUUGGGUUGAUACCUUUUGGUAUUCAAAUGGGCUGAUAAAUAUAAAGCUCAUUGGGUAAAAUUAUUGGCCCAUUUGACAUGUGACCCAAUGAAAAUUCUUAUCCUAAAGUAUGGCACAAAUCAACUCAUCAGUUUAACCUAGUUUCGAUAAUGUCUACUCUCUCUGUGUCUCUGGCGCUGUAGCCUCAUCAUCCUUAGAUCGCGAUGAGCUCCCAACGAAGACAACGGAGACAGGCUCAGCGAAAGCGGGCUAGGGAACGCCAUCGCAGUAUGCAAACUUGGAGAAAGCAGCAGCCUUCUUUUCUCUGCCCUGUGAUGUCUCAGAAGAAAUCAACAUGUUAUGUAAGGCAAUUAGAGUUUCACCUGAAGCUUCACAAUCGAAUGCCACAGGAUCAACAUCUGUCUAUCCAAGACUUCAUCAAUCGCAUUCCCAAGGAGUAUCUAGGUGCUGAUGGGGAACUUAUAGUAGACUCCUCUCGUGUUCUUCCUAUCCUUGUAGAGAAAGGUAUCCUCCUUGAGAGGGAUUGUCCCUUGACCGAACGCAUAGAUGAUACCGUGUCUGAAGAGACUAAGGAUUGUACUAGGUACUAUGCUAAGAAAGUUAACAAACACAUGUUGCAUCCUGGCGGAAAUAGAAUGGAGACUCUAAAGAAGUAUGAAUUAUUUCAUGCCGACCUUAUUGAAAAGUUGAAGGGUGGAGUUGUUUCUGUUGGCGUAUCUGUUUAUCCAAGCUACUCCAAACUGAAACAUAAGCAAAUUUAUUAUCCCACUAAGGAUGAAUUGGCUGGCAAGACUGAACAUUAUGCACAUGUAAUGGUGUGCACUGCUCAUGACUAUGAUAAUAUGAAGCGUUUGGUUUAUGAGUUCCAAGAAUCAGCUGGUGCAGAGGUUUGUGAUGAAGGCUACGUAAGGAUUUAUGCUGAUCAGGUUAAUUAUUUUGUUGAGAUGGAGGUUGAGAUGGACGACUGAGGGUGAGUGUCUACUGCUAUAUCAAGAGGAACCUUGAAGUAUUUUUGUUAAUAGAGGUCAACGUUGUUGUUACCGACCGUUUAUUAAUUGUCCCUUUUUUUUGGAACUUCCUAGGCCUUAAACUUUUUAUUUCUGUUUUCGAACCUGUCUAUCUUUUGCGGAGUAUUAAAACCAAAUUAGUUAUCUCUGUCGAAACAUUUUUUACCAGUUAAUAGCUACAGUUCGGAAUUUUUUGCUUA
Brassica rapa (field mustard) is the source of this 1674-nucleotide messenger RNA. RefSeq lists its product as uncharacterized. Lineage: Eukaryota; Viridiplantae; Streptophyta; Magnoliopsida; Brassicales; Brassicaceae. The record is from RefSeq and is a predicted model, not a curated record.